GACUCCCUCUGAAGGAACACCGGGAUUUUAACCAUUGACAUCUACCACUUACAUUUACUUUAUUGCAUUCCACCACUGUUAAUGGCAAGUUUAUGAAUUCCUCACGACACAUCAGGGCACAUUUGUCCUGAUGUGUCGAGGAAUUCAGCUGAGACUAACUUGUUUCAAUAAAUCAUAUUCAGUGUUGCUGUACUUUUUAUGAAGGAGCAGUCUACGUAACAGGAGCUGUGAGCGUGCAUGUGAACUGCAUCAGACUGCAGUCUCCGACGCUGCAGCUUCAUACUAUUGGCAGCAUCACACACUGCUGCAGAGAUCCUGAACACACACACACACACACAGUGCCGCAGAGAUCCUGAACACACCCUGCAGACCCGAUCAUCCGGACCAGCAGCCCCACAACACGGACUGUACAGGGCCGGAGCACACGGAGACCCCCAGCUGAGCAGCACGAUGUCUGUCAAUGACAAAGACCCCAUGCCUGCAGUGGCGUCCCUCUCCCCGGGACAACUGCAGUCCCUCCUCAAGAUGGAGCCCAAGACCCUGGGGGCGAUCCAGAUUGUUAUCGGGGUUCUGAUCCUCUGUCUGAGUGCCUCUGUGCUCCAAGUCCACGAGGUGCACUUCACAGGAGACGUGGCCCUCUUCCUGGUGGUUGUCAUACAGGUGACCCUGUCUGGUUCAGUGCUGGUCCACAGUGGGAGGAGACCCACUCUGUUCUGGGUGAAGGUUGUGCUCGUGCUGCACCUCAUCAGUGCUGCGUUCUCCACCGCCGCCCUGGGUCUGAUGUCCAAACACCUGCCGUACCGCCAGGACUCGUACCACUGUGAGCACUGCCACCGGCUGGAGCUGCACGCCGUGCAACAUUGUUUCAGGAAAUGCACCGGGCUGAUCGAGCAAAAGUGUAAAUUGCUGAUCGACGGGAUCCUGGUGACCCUGGUGAUCUUCCUGGUGCUGGAGCUGCUGAUCUGCAUCACAGCCAUGCUCUUCGGGCUCAGUGUGCUGGCUGCGGGGGGGGCACAGGCUCCCAGACAGAAGCCUGUGUACCCACAGACCCGCCCCCCCUCUGUUCCAGCUGUGCAGGUGUCUCCAGCUGUGGCCGAGACUUCUCAGGUGGCUGUCAUUGUAACUGAGGCCGAUUCAGAUCAGAUGGAGGAGAUCUCCACCCCCCCCACUGAACCCCAGGUGGAGCCCAUCGAAGAUGUGACCUCAGAGCCCUGAACUCAACACACACACACACACACACACACACACACACACACACACACACACACACACACACACACACACACACACACACACACACACACACACUCCUCCCUGUGGUGUCAUGUCAGUCAGAGUGUAAAUAUGGAUGUCAGCCUCUUGGCGACCGGAACAAUAAUAACUGUUUCAAUUCUGAUUAGGAUCGAUGAAUCAAAGUGAGAGCCAAUGCUGAUGACAGCAGUGCACGGUAAUAAACAUCAGAAGAAUUGGUCAAAAUGAAAUGUGGGGGUCCCAACACGGUGUCCAAGGUUUCCAUCCUGCCCUUUCACUCCUGCCAUGAAUACACACUCAGUAUUAGCACUGCUACACCUACACACUGAACAAACUGAAAUGUUGACUUUAACUAAAUGUAUUAUGUCAACAUAUUUCACAUGAAUGUAUUAGGUUAGAUGAAAGCAUUCAUAUUAAGUUGAACCUAAUAUUUUUGAUUCAAAUGGAAUGUUUUGGGUUUCAACUAACCUAAUACAGUUAUGUGAAUAUCUGUUGACGUAAUUAAUUGAAUUAAAGUCAACGUUUCAGUGUGUUCAGUGCACUACAGUGUGUUGUGGUUCUGAUGGUGAUCAGUGUUACUAGUCAUUUAUUCUUCAAAUAAUAUCGUCACUAAAAUAAGUAGAGAGUAGAACAAAUCUAGAGGACAUAAAACCAGAGAAGGAUUCUGAGCUCGAGGGGGGAGAGGAAAUGUUCACUCCACUGAUACUCUGUUCAACACUGUGUUGUAGUUACAGGCUGAUCCAAUAUGUAAGCUUGCACUUUGUUUUGCCUUUCAAAUAUCUCAAACUGCUCUUGCCAUAAUUGACUGUUGAAAUAAAAUGUUGUUGUCUAACCUUU
Messenger RNA from Gymnodraco acuticeps, 2088 nucleotides. RefSeq lists its product as uncharacterized. Lineage: Eukaryota; Metazoa; Chordata; Actinopteri; Perciformes; Bathydraconidae. The coding region runs from base 451 to 1215 and encodes 254 amino acids. The record is from RefSeq and is a predicted model, not a curated record. The transcript has 9 exons. Gene Ontology annotation, cellular component: membrane.